UACGUGGAGAAGGACGGGAAGUGCAACGUGCAACACGGGAACGUGCGGGAGACCUACCGCUACCUCACCGACAUCUUCACCACCUUGGUGGACCUCAAGUGGCGCUUCAGCCUCCUCGUCUUCAUCCUCGCCUACGCCGUCACCUGGCUCUUCUUCGGCCUCAUCUGGUGGUUCAUCGCCUACUGCCGGGGGGACCUGGACCACCUGGAGGACCACGCCUGGACGCCUUGCGUCAACAACCUCAACGGCUUCGUCUCCGCCUUCCUCUUCUCCAUCGAGACGGAGACCACCAUCGGCUACGGCCACCGCGUCAUCACCGACAAGUGUCCCGAGGGCAUCGUGCUCCUGCUGCUCCAGGCCAUCCUGGGCUCCAUGGUCAACGCCUUCAUGGUGGGCUGCAUGUUCGUGAAGAUCUCCCAGCCCAACAAACGCGCCGAGACCUUGGUCUUCUCCUCCCACGCCGUGGUCUCCCUGCGGGACGACCGCCUCUGCCUGAUGUUUCGCGUGGGCGACCUGCGGGACUCGCACAUCGUGGAAGCCUCCAUCCGCGCCAAGCUCAUCAAGUCCAAGCAGACGCAGGAGGGCGAGUUCAUCCCCCUGGACCAGACCGACCUGAGCGUGGGCUUCGAGACGGGCGACGACCGCCUCUUCCUCGUCUCGCCCCUCAUCAUCAGCCACGAGAUCGACGAGCGCAGCCCCUUCUGGGACGUCUCGCGGCACCAGCUGGAGAAGGACGAUUUCGAGAUCGUCGUCAUCCUCGAGGGGAUGGUGGAGGCCACAG
Molecule: messenger RNA, 781 nt
Organism: Leptosomus discolor (cuckoo roller)
Lineage: Eukaryota; Metazoa; Chordata; Aves; Leptosomiformes; Leptosomidae
Source: RefSeq, a predicted model, not a curated record